This is a messenger RNA of Cucumis melo (muskmelon), 870 nucleotides long. RefSeq names its product WAT1-related protein At1g43650-like. The record is from RefSeq and is a predicted model, not a curated record. NCBI's taxonomy places the organism in Eukaryota, Viridiplantae, Streptophyta, Magnoliopsida, Cucurbitales, Cucurbitaceae. Gene Ontology annotation, molecular function: transmembrane transporter activity; nucleic acid binding. The transcript is spliced from 7 exons. Bases 1 to 870 code for a protein of 289 amino acids. Gene Ontology annotation, cellular component: plasma membrane.
AUGGAGGAGUUAUGCAGUCAGUUCAAGGUUAAUUCCACUCCUCAUCACCCUAAGAUGAAUGGGGCAGUGGAAGCAGCCAACAAAAAUAUCAAAAAGAUUCUUGAAAAAAUGUCGGUCACUUAUAGAGAUUGGCAUAAAAUGCUGCCUUUCGCAUUAUAUGGAUAUAGAAUAUCAGGGACAACUCCCCUUUCACUAGUGUAUGGUUUCGAAGCAGUUUUACCUGUUGAAGUUGAUGUGCCAGGGUGGCAUGAAUUAGAGGUUAAGUAUACAUCAGCAACUAUGGGAACUGCAGCCUACAAUUGUGUUCCUGUCACCACAUUCUUCUUUGCUCUUAUGUCAAGGACGAAGAAAGUAAAUUUAAAGAAAGCAAGUGGAAUAGCCAAGGUUGGAGGCUCAAUAUUGUGCAUUGCUGGUGUUACCGUUCUUGCUUUUUACAAAGGCCCUCGCUUGGGUUUUGAGAAGUUGUCCAUCUCCGCUUGUGGUAUAACAUUUGGACAGACAUUUACAAGUGCCAUUCAAUCAUUUUUUAUGGCUAUUGCAAUUGAAAGAAAUCCUUCUCAAUGGAAGUUGGCUUGGAACAUUUCCCUAGCUGCUAUACUUUAUUGCGGAAUUUUUGUGAUACCCAUUGGAACCUGUUUGUCAAGUUGGGUGGUAAAAAAGAAAGGUCCAGUUUUCCAAGCUGUUACCACACCUUUUAAUCUCAUUUUCACACUUAUUCGUUCAGAACAUAUUAUUAGAAUUAGCUUGGGCAGCAUAAUUGGUGCUGUAUUACUGGUCUUGAGCCUUUAUAGUAUUAUGUGGGGAAAAAAGAAAGAAGCGAGCCAUCUUGAUACAGAAAACACCACGAAUUCUAUUUUAAUUCAUGCAUAA